CUACGGAAGGAGAAAUAUCCGCGCCAGAGCUACACUCCCGCCCGACCACACACGCGCUCGCGUUGCUCGCUAGCUCAAUUUUCCGCAUUUUCGAGUUUGACGGGGUGGGGGGGCGCCGCCUUUUUUUUUACCACCUCUCAGGGGGCGCCACCGAACGUUCACGACCGGAAGCCCCAACAGCAGCCGUGGGGCAACUCUCAGGACGGCGUGAAGCGUGGAACAAGCCGUGAACGGAUACUGUGUGUUGGUGGAACGCCAGGACGAGUAGACUCUAUGGUGGCCGCGGGUGGUGGACUUUCGGCGCAGAUGCAAGCUGGCAACCCGCCACGAUCCGGCCACAUGUCGGCUCGGGCCAUGGACUUCUCCAUAGAUGCACUCAUCGCGGGGAGCCGGAGGAAGCGGGUCCAUCUGACGGAUGACCCCGACGGCGGGGACAGCUCGUCCGACGCUGACGUCGCCGGCGACUUCAGCCACGCUGCGAUUGCACCACUGGAAAAGCUCGUACAACGAGCCACCAGCCCUCUUCAUACCCAGCAAAGGUUGCUGGCCUGUUCCCCGGUGUCCCAACAUACUGCCAGGGAUUUCAAGUUCCUCGGACCGCGAAGAGACAGUGUGACUCGCGAGACGACGUACAGUCACGUAGAGGCAACGGUCUUAUCCCCUUCGUCGAGGUCACCGUCGUUUGUCGAAGAUGACUUUCCAGGACCAGGUACUCCUUCCAGCCCUGCAGGGUCGCCUGCGGGCCCAGGCACAUCGAACGCCGGUGAAGCCACAACAACGUGUUCGACAAUGGACUCUAGCCCAGAAAAGAGCAGUGCGAGCACUGGUAAACGUAAAGACGGCAGUGCGCCAAAUAGUAGUGGUAAAAAUGCCGGAAGGAUAGAAAACCCUCAAAUUCUACCCAGAUGUAACUGUGACGAACUGCGAAAAGUGGACGCCCAUCUGGAAACAAAGGACCUUUGGGAGAAGUUUCAUGAACUCGGGACUGAAAUGAUAAUCACCAAAACUGGAAGGCGGAUGUUCCCCACGCUGCGGGUGUCCUUCACCGGUUUGCAGUUAGAUGGGCGGUACGUCGUCUUGCUGGACAUCGUUCCCGUAGACAACAAGCGGUAUCGGUACGCGUACCACCGGUCCUCAUGGCUGGUGGCUGGCAAGGCAGAUCCACCUUCUCCUGCCCGCCUCUAUCCUCAUCCCGACUGCCCUUUCACUGGGGACCAGCUGAGGAAACAAGUCGUCUCCUUCGAAAAGGUCAAACUUACCAACAACGAGAUGGACAAGCAAGGACAUAUUGUACUCAACUCCAUGCACAAGUACCAGCCCCGAAUACAUCUAGUGAAGCUUCGACCAGACUCCAAUCCAACGGUGAUCACAGAUCUCGAAGCUGAGCAGUAUCGUACAUAUAUCUUUCCGGAAACCGUAUUCACAGCUGUCACUGCAUAUCAAAAUCAACUGAUUACGAAGUUGAAAAUCGACAGCAAUCCAUUCGCAAAAGGGUUUCGGGAUUCCUCUCGCCUCACAGAUUUUGAAGGAGAGUCCGUUGAAAACCUCCUGCGAGAGCACGCGUUCCGGCAUUCACCCUUCAGGGCGUUUAUGGCAGGAGACGUACCUCCUGAACAGCAGUUCCUAGCUUCAGCAGGCGUCCUUGGGCGCAUUCCGACGAGCAGUGAGCUUCUCCUCCUUGCAAACGGAGCUGCUGCAGCCUCAUCACCAUGGAAGCUUCCCGGCAUGCCUAUGAGCAUGGUGGACCUCAGCGCACUGAUGUCUGCACAGCAGCAGCAAUUCCAGGGUUUUCCCGGCCUGUACUUAGGCUUCCCACGGACGUUAUACCCGCAUUAUUCUGUUGUGUCCUCAAAUGUGUCGCCAAGUUCCCGCUCACCUCCAACUACCUCAUCGGCGAUGGGUGCCGCCUCUUCGAUCCCGUCACCAGCCCCAUUGUCGCCUCCUGGCAGACCUUCGCCGGGCUCUGCGACGGGCGGCUCGCCCGGUCCACAACUCGCCGCACCUGCCACGUCGCCGUACACAAAUCGUGCCCUCUAUCCUGGUCUCAAGUUCCAUCCCUAUUUUCACCCAAGACUUUUGCGAACACCUUCCGUGCCACGUGAAGGCAGCCCCGUAGACUACGACAGCGUCGUACCCCAAGUGUGAAUAACUUCGUCAGUCCGGCCCGGUGCCAAGUGCAAUAUUCCAGUCAUAUCAAAACCACACGGAACGAACUAUUCCCCUUGGACACGAAACGUCAGUGGUUAUGCAGUCACAAUAGCAAGCGUGGAAAGUAUCAAACCACAGGGAUUCUAGCGCUCGGUGUGUAAAUCUCUUUGGAGAUCGUUGUACAUACUGGUCAUACGAAACACCUUGGUCGGUUCAUUUGUUGUUGUUAGGAAAAUUUAGUUAAACGUGCAACAGGGCCGCGAACAGCUUUUAGUUGUAACGUGAUUUCUAUGAAGACAUAUCAAUGACAUAAAAUCAGAAUGCACAACAUAGUGCCACGCAGCGACGCGUCGUCUGAACAUUUUUGGCAGACACGGGACAGCGGCCUCCAUAUCUGAUCAGCAAGACAUAAUUGAGGACACCAUGAUCUAGCUAAGCGAAAAGUGCAUAGCCGUAGAAAAGUGGCAUACUAGUAUAUUUGUCCAUUAUGAUAAUCUGAAUGUUAAUCGUUCUCUGGUUCACCAAACUCACAAUCAAAACAGGAGAACUUCCAGGCUCAUUAACAGUUCCUUCUAUGGUGACCUCCAGACGACCCAAAAAUUCAAGCUUAUUUACUGCCAGACUUUGUAGUGACGUGUCCCAUUUCACUCCUGCAUUUUACGCCUCGUGGAGCAGAUAGAAGGAGAAGAACGUAUUCAUGCAAGGUAUAGCAAUGCUGACAUGCCCUGCUUGGGGUUGGGAGCUCCAUUUUUACGAACAAAUUGUAUUAGCCGUGUCUGUCCCGAUUAGUCUAUUUGCAUUCCCAAGUAAACCGACUACACAAGUGUGGAACUUUGUAGCAUAUGAAAGUCUAUGAAAAUUUGCGCAAAAUAUGUUGAUCCAUCACUAGCUACCACAAUCCCCUAUUUAUUUCACACCCAUCGCGUUUCAGAGGCGACGAAUACUUACAAGAAAUGCAAAUGGCAAGUGCGUUCUGUAACCGAUGCAGACGACACCAUAAAAACUGUCCCAUGUAGCCCCCUCUGUUGCCGUAACUGUGGUGCGAUACCUCAACUUGUAAAUAUCUGUACAAAGAAUACUGUCUCAUGAUUGUCGCGGUGUAGAUGUGCUGUUUGAAUUGCGACCAGAGCGCUUGUGUGCAUAUAUUCCAACUACUUCAGUGUUGGAGCCCGAACGUAUGUGUGUGAUAUAAAAUUUACUCGCAUCUAUUGAAAUUAAAUAGAUUCUAUCAGUGCCCCGUGAUGUAUACAGGUCUGCAUGGCCCAUUUCUUCAUUACUGUAAAUACAUGGCUCGUUUCCGUCAGUCGUUCCGUAGAAGUUCAGACUCAGAGUACCAUUUCUCGUAGGCUGUCAACACACACAAACGUACGCGUUUUUGUAUGCAUAGUGCUUGAAACAGCUGAUGUAGAUGGCAGAAAAUAAAUUAACCUGAAAACCAGGCACAA
Messenger RNA from Ornithodoros turicata, 3593 nucleotides. Its product is annotated as T-box transcription factor TBX20-like. Gene Ontology annotation, molecular function: DNA-binding transcription factor activity, RNA polymerase II-specific; RNA polymerase II cis-regulatory region sequence-specific DNA binding. The record is from RefSeq and is a predicted model, not a curated record. Bases 274 to 2145 code for a protein of 623 amino acids. Gene Ontology annotation, biological process: positive regulation of DNA-templated transcription; cell fate specification; regulation of transcription by RNA polymerase II. Gene Ontology annotation, cellular component: nucleus. NCBI's taxonomy places the organism in Eukaryota, Metazoa, Arthropoda, Arachnida, Ixodida, Argasidae. The transcript has 7 exons.